Molecule: messenger RNA, 633 nt
Organism: Adineta ricciae
Lineage: Eukaryota; Metazoa; Rotifera; Eurotatoria; Adinetida; Adinetidae
Source: the annotation of a GenBank genome assembly
AUGCAGUCCUUCUUCAAUUCGCCGCCAUUUGGAUCAAAACCGAGAGAAAUGUCGGGUAUUCGACUUCCCACUACGGAAACAGUGAGGGUACGAGUGCCCACUCAAGUACCAGGCACUUUAUUUUCUAAAAUUAAGUCAAAGCGACACGAAUCAAGCUCAUCGUCAUCAGAAGAUGAUGAUGCCGUGCAUGUUUAUGUGUUAUUCAAAGGACCUCAGCUCAGUGUCUACAUUCCAAAUGUGUCACUCAGUCAUUGGCAAAUAGUUUGUCAUUUCAAAGAUACAGAUGAAUAUAGAUGCUAUGAAAUGAUAAUAGAUAAAGAUGGCCGUAUUACUUAUGACAUCACACAUUUCCACUAUAGCAGUACGAUCUACUUUUGCUAUCUUGGAGAAUGCGAUUUAACCAAAAAAGAAAUCAAAAAGAAAGCGAAGAAAGUACCUGUGAAUGGUGAAAAAUACAUCGUGGGAAUUAAUGAUUGUCAGAAAUGGGCAAAACAAUUUCUUAACAAUUUGGAUCUAACUCUGAAAGGCGACGGACGAGCUUUCAUGGCGUUUGCUGCUCAUCGAUUAACAACUGCUUUAACACCAUCUGUAAAAUCUUGCUCUGGCCAUCGAAAACUAAAACCAUACGAUUAG